AUGGCAGUCGACAGCUCCGCACCUACAUCGCCCAUCCCAGUCACCGAGCUGACCAAGAUCACCUCCGAUGCCUGCGACAAUGUCCUGAAAACCACCACCGAAUAUGACCACAGCGCCGUCGACAAGUGGAACUCAGAGAUUAUUAACACUGUCCUCCAAGCCCUUAUCGCUGCUACCGUCCCCUCCGACACCACCAAGCCAGCUCCCUACCGCUUCACCGUGAACAGCACCAUCGUGCAGCAGGGUGUGAUUGACAAGUCUGCCGCGGCCGGUGGCACACAGAACAACGCCGGUAAACGUGGAAUGCAUUCCGCGUCCGGUGCGUUCUGGGACGUCAACCGUGACGGCAUGUGGACAUUCAAGUACCCCGGUGCUGAGGAGCGGGGGCUCGAUAUCGUGGUUAGCGUGACCUGGUUUGCGGUUGUUUGA
This is a messenger RNA of Penicillium angulare, 429 nucleotides long. Its product is annotated as dynein light chain Tctex-type family protein. The record is from RefSeq and is a predicted model, not a curated record. The transcript has 4 exons. Bases 1 to 429 code for a protein of 142 amino acids. Gene Ontology annotation, molecular function: dynein intermediate chain binding. NCBI's taxonomy places the organism in Eukaryota, Fungi, Ascomycota, Eurotiomycetes, Eurotiales, Aspergillaceae. Gene Ontology annotation, cellular component: cytoplasm; cytoplasmic dynein complex. Gene Ontology annotation, biological process: microtubule-based movement.